UUUCAGGUUGAGAAUUGCAAUAGGUUAUGAAAUAAUAGGGGAGAUAUGUAAUGAAGCAAGAUAACCUUAAGUUUUAGAAGCACAGAUAUAAACAAGGACAACCAUCUGGAAAACAGAAACACACCUUCUUCUCCACAUGGAGCUUAUGGAAAGGGAAUAGUGUCCAGGGCCCAUCUCUGAGUCCUCGAUUGGAAUAGUAAAAACAAAGGAGGAAGUGAGGUAAAGAGACAACAACGAAACCCAGAGAGAAACUCAACCUCUGAUCUCAAUUGAAUCUGGAAGUUCUUAUGUAAGAGGGCGUAUAGAAUCUCACUGGUUUCUACUCGUGGAACAUAUGCCAACUCUAUCUCCAUUGGAUGCCAAGGAAAACCCUGAGUUCCCAGCACUUCUCAGGAUGUUUCAUGCCCCAGUGCAGCUCGACAAGCUGCUGUACCGGCUGCUACUGCCCUGUGGAAGCAGCUUCAUUAAAGAUUUUGGUGGAGUUCAGGUGCUGACAACAGGAAAAUCGACUGGUAUGGAAAUAGAUUUCAAAUAUGCCGUCAUUGGAACUACACUGGGAAUCGUUAUCUCUAUUGGUUUUCUAGCACUAAAGAUCUGUAUGAUCAGAAAGCAUAUGUUUGAUAAUGAUUCCUUAGAUACAACCUCCCGAAGAAAGAACAACACGAGAUCCAACUUGAAUUCUUCUGACAGAGAUGCUCAAGUGAUUGAACUCUAACCGGCAGCUGUUUUCUGAUAGUGUGUGAUUGGCUUGGACAAGACAUGUUACUACUGUUCCCAUGGGUGCCUGUGAAUUGGCACAGAAGUUUAACAUUCAAGGCUGUUAAUUCACCAGGGACUGAAGACAACAUGUUUACUGACAGAGACAAAUGAGUAGAGGAAGAGAUUCCUAAGUGCAUUUGCUCCUUACAAAAAAAUAAUAGUAAUAAAGAGGAAGUACUUUCCUUCCUAGAUGAGAA
Trichosurus vulpecula (common brushtail) is the source of this 956-nucleotide messenger RNA. RefSeq names its product transmembrane protein 273 (gene TMEM273). The transcript is spliced from 8 exons. The record is from RefSeq and is a predicted model, not a curated record. Lineage: Eukaryota; Metazoa; Chordata; Mammalia; Diprotodontia; Phalangeridae. The coding region runs from base 335 to 715 and encodes 126 amino acids.